AUGGACCCGGCUAAGGCACAGAUGGUUGCAGAACUGGAAAUAGAAAUGAUGACAGACUUAUAUAACAGGUCAGUCUCUAUGAUACAAAGUGAGAUGCAGAGGAAUGAUCUAACUUUUUCCAGUGCACUCUGCUUCAUUUCAAGCGUUGAUCGUAAGUCACGCACGCAUUGAAACAAGAGAGGAACAAGAGGGAAUUUCGUAAUUGACUACUGAUGGCACUUUCCGAGGUUCCCAUGAGAUGUUUUGACCAUGACCAUUUCCUGAAUGUGAUGAACAAUUUGAAGUCUGUUGACUAACUAACUUGAUGAAUCGUUCCCUUUCUUUUCUUCUUCUUACGCUUGAAUUUUUUAUUUUACAAUGGUAUUUGAGUAUACAUGCGACCUUUUUGUGUACCCUUAUUAAGGUCUGAGAGUAACUACUGAAUACUGGGCCACCGAGGUCGGCACCUUCUCGGCAUGCUUUGAAGAAGGAGGCAGAACACUGAGGGAUGUAUAGUGAUUAAACGAGAUGUUAAUAAGUGGCCCUGUAUUCUGUAGCUUUACCCAUGGGUUUUUUUUUAAUCGAGAAAUGUUAUCAAGUGUUCACCAUCCUCUCCCUCUGUUUGUAUUUUUCCUUAGUUUGCUUAAAUGUUAUCAGAAAACUCCCAGCAUAGUGGAUUUGUUGAACAGCUGACUUGCUUAAGCUUAACCCUUAACACCCUAAGAUCAGCAUGUAUAUUCUCCAUAAUGUUCCUUAUUCAUUUCCUAAGGUACUAACAAAGAGAGAUUGCUUAAUAAUCAAGUACUUUUUGACCUUGCGAUCUUUUCCUUUAUUCUCAUAACCUUAGCACUUGAUUUAGUGAUUCAGGUGAUACUGUUAGGAGUAAUUAGGAGCCUAUCCCUCAGGGGCUAAAAGUUGCAUUCAUAAUUUAACCUACAGAUUAACUGUGGCUUGUCAGAAGAAGUGUAUAUCUCCAAAAUACAAAGAGGGUGAUCUAACAAAAGGAGAAUCAGUGUGCCUGGAUCGGUGUGUGGCUAAAUAUUUGGAAAUACAUGAUAGGAUUGGCAAAAAACUAACAGCCAUGUCUAUGCAAGAUGAACAGCUAAUGAGUCAGCUUCAAGGUCAGGCACAAGGAGGGAAUUAA
Messenger RNA from Pocillopora meandrina, 1123 nucleotides. The record is from the annotation of a GenBank genome assembly. Lineage: Eukaryota; Metazoa; Cnidaria; Anthozoa; Scleractinia; Pocilloporidae.